This is a messenger RNA of Drosophila novamexicana, 3877 nucleotides long. Its product is annotated as kinesin-like protein GA13060. Gene Ontology annotation, biological process: microtubule-based movement. The record is from RefSeq and is a predicted model, not a curated record. The transcript is spliced from 6 exons. Gene Ontology annotation, molecular function: microtubule binding; ATP binding; microtubule motor activity. The coding region runs from base 1 to 3378 and encodes 1125 amino acids. Lineage: Eukaryota; Metazoa; Arthropoda; Insecta; Diptera; Drosophilidae.
AUGGAAACCGAGAACCGUGGACGACAUUCAACCGCAGCCAUGAACAAUGCCAUUCCGCGGAAUGGCGGCUUCUGUGGUGCACUGCAGCGUGCGCCGCCGGCAAUGCCGCCGGGCCUGGCGCGACGGCUCGCCAGCCGGGAAUGCUAUGGCGUUGGCAAGGUCAAAGUCAUGCUGCGCGUCGCCGACAGGGCGGACAGCGCCAACGAGCCCGACUUCAUGUCGCUGGACAAGAAGAAACGGCAGGUGACACUGACCGAUCCAAAGAACGUCUGUGCACCUCAGGCCCAGGAGCGAGCGCCCAUGGUGGCAGCGCCCAAGAUGUUUGCAUUCGAUAAUUUAUUUACCGCCGAGGAUAAACAGUCGGACGUCUGUGCGGCGGCCUUAAGCGAAGUAAUACCCGCCGUGCUGGAGGGCUCCGAUGGCUGUCUGCUGGCCAUGGGCUAUCCGGGCACGGGCCAAACACAGACGGUGCUGGGCGAGCUGGGAGCUGGAGCUCUGGGCGCAGCGGCCUGUGCCAUUGCCUGGCUGUACAAGGGCAUACAGGAGCGACGACAGAAGAGCGGUGCCCGCUUCUCGGUCCGGGUUAGCGCUGUGGGCGUGAAUGCGACCAAACCGGAUGCUCUCUCCACGGAUUUGCUCAUCUCGCAUGCGGCUGAAUCUGACGACUCCCCGGGGAUUUAUUUGCGUGACGACUUCCUUGGCGGCCCAACGGAACUACGUGCACCCACCGCCGAACGUGCGGCAUUAUUUCUCGACUCCGCGCUGGCCGGACGCUUAAAAAGUUCCGGUCCCGGUCCCGGCGCCAAUUCCGGCAGCUCCAGCUGCAAUUCAAACUCGACACAAGCAACGCUGGAGUCGGCCCUCAUCUUCACGCUGCACGUCUACCAGUACAGCCUGUCCCGCAAGGGAGGUGUUGCUGGCGGUCGCAGCCGUUUACAUAUCAUCGACUUGGGCGGCUGUGCGAAUCGCAGCGGUGGUCUGCCACUCUCGGGAAUUGGCAACAUACUGUUGGCCAUAUUGAGCGGGCAGAGGCAUCCGCCGCACAAGGACCACCCGCUGACGCCGUUGCUAAAGGACUGCCUGGCACCCAUCACCUGCCAUGUGGCAAUUGUCGCACAUGUCCUGCACGCCCAAUGCUACCAGGACGCCCUGUCCACCAUACAGAUUGCCUCGCGCAUUCAUCGCCUGCGUCGACGCAAGCAUCGCGCCAUGCCCAUGCCCCUGGCUGUGGGCCUGGCCCAGAGCCUGGCUAUCGGCGGCGGCGGCGGUGGCUCCUCCGCUGGCUCCGGCGCCGAUCCAUCCAGCUCGGAGAUUUCAGCGGACACUGUCAUCUAUAUGGGACCCCACGAUGAUGCCACCGACGGCGAACAUCCACCCGUUUAUCUGCCCUCGCUCAGCCUGAACACCACGGACAAUCGCGGCCUGCUCGGCAAGCCAACAGCUCAACCUAAAUCAAACUGUGCCAGUCCGCUGAUGAAGAAGGCCGCCAUCGAGAAGGCCAAAAAGCUGCAACCUUCUGUGAGCUCCACUGGCAGCCUGAAGCGCCAUAACUCUGCCGUCGCAGCUGCUUCCUCCUCCUCCUCCCCAAUGAACGCACACAGUGGGCUGGCCCAUGAGCUGCUGCCGCCGCCGGGCUCACCCAUUCCUAGACACAUGUGCUCCAAGGCCUCGAAUAUGCCAACGCCGAAGGGUUCGCCGCUGCGCCGGCCACAUGGCAACGCGCCGGGCGCUGCACUGGAGCAGCUGGAGGCGGGCAUGCGGCAAAUUACCGAGGAGCAGUGGAUUGACGGGCCACGUGUGUCCCGGGCCAAAGUGGCGGAGGCGCGUCACCUGAUGCGCGAGGUCAACCAUGUGAAGCAGUGCGAGACCUGGGUGGACGGACCCAAAUCGCAAUCGUGUCGCUCCCUGACCGCGGGCAACCUGCCAACGGCUGCCCAAACGCAGGGCUACGGCUUUAUGGAUGCGCACAAAAAGACCAUGAUACGGCAGUGGGUAGAGAACCAGACGACGCAAGUCUUCCAGAGCGCGGCCAGCAGCGUCUCCGCCAGCAGUUCGCCCACGGCGCUGCAUCUGAAACUGUCGCAGCUUAAGCAAAAGUCGCUGGAGCUGCCGGAGCGGCCUGUCUUCCAGCCGGAGCCGGCGCCGGAGCUGCCGCCGUGCCUGGACAGCCAGCCGGAUGGCGAUGAUCAGGACAGCGGGCCGUCGGAGGUGCCGCCCGCGCUGCCGCUGCUCGACGAUCCGCUGGGCUCGCGUGACAUCUCCCACGACAGUCUGCAUCGUAUGCUCUCGCGGCACGUUUCGCGCGAGCAGCUGCACGAAUCGGAACUGGCCGCCGCCAGUCGGGCUUCCUCCGCAUCGCAGCAUCCCUCGUCGCAGCGCAGCAUCGACUGCGGCCUUCAGGUGACCGAGGAGGAAAUCGCACGCACCAUGGCGCGCAGCGAGCUAGAGCAAGUGCAUCCGCUGGCUGCGCUCAGCCACUGCGACAACCUGUCCUUUGUGUCCAGCUUCAACAUGGCCUGCGAGUCCUUCAGCGAGUGUGGAGAACGCGCCAGACACCAGUUCGAUCAGCUGGCGCGUCUGCACGAGAUCUUCACCUCGCAGCUGGCCAUGGCGGAGGUGACGCCCUCGGCGGCGCUCUAUCGCACGGAUGUGGGCAGCGUGUUCAGCGAGCCCGCCUUCCGCUUCAAUGUGGGCCAGAGCAGCGUGUGCAGCGAGCCGGCGUAUCGGCUGACGCCGAGUCCGCCCAAACAGCCAUCGCACAGUCCCAGCCAGGGCUCGCUGCCCAGUUUGAAUGGCAUCAUGGAAAUCGCCGGCAUGGAUGACUAUGCGCUGCUGCGCCAGCCGGAUGGCGCCUCGGAUCCCAGUUUGCCCAAGAGCGAGAAACGUUUUGCGCCCCAGCACGAUGACAUCUCUGAGCUGGAGGAGAAGUCCGCGGCAGCGGCGGCAGGCGUAGGAGCCGGGCUGGGCAGACGCAGCUCGCUGGAGGAUGCGCAGCACAAGCUGAACGAGAUCACGAAUAUAUUGCCGCUGGCGGCGCAGUCGCGUCUGCCGCUGCUGCCGCUGAACACCAGCUCGGAGGCAUACGACAGCGGACACGACUCCUCGACGCCGCGCACCUCCAAGCAUUCGGGCAUAUCGCGUCGCGCCGAGAGCGGCUAUCACAGCGUGGCCACGGUGCGGGAUUCGGAUGAGAGCAGCUUCGCCUCGGGCAUGUCGAAGAGCCAGCGGCAUCGCAUUACCAUAUCAGGUGGCGGCAAUUAUCAGCGGCAUGGCAAGAAGCGCCAGCGCCAGGAGGGCAACAAGGGUCUCUGCAACUGGCUGCUGCAUCCCUUCUCCUGCACCUAUCCAGAGACUGAGGGCGAGAUCAGCGACUUCUAAAAUGCCAGCCAAUCGAGUUGUCCACACCCACCAACUGAGAGCUAGUCCAGCAUUUAAAUGGCCAAAGAAACACACACACACACACACACAACACACAUCAUCCAGACAUAUGAUGGAACCUAAUCCAACAAAAAAAAUCAACCCCAUAAAAACCAGCGACUGAUUAACUUUUACUUGGCGCCGGCUGCCACCAACGAUUUUUAAUUGGAGAAAAACAAAAUCCAUAAAAAGAAGAAAAAACAAAAAAAAAAAGUGAAAACUAAUCUAAUCUAACCCAACUACCUAAUUAUACCUAUGCUAUAAAGAAGGCGCCAUAAACUCACUCACUCACUCACUAAUACAAACGGGGCUUUAAGUAUUUUAAGUUGCCAGCUAGCAUAAAGAGAAAAUUUCGCAUUACGGGUAGUCACGAUGGAAGAAAACAAAAGGAAUUUAAACAGCUUGACGACGCUUAUUAUUUUACUAGAGGUAGUCCCAAAGGUAACACAAAAAAAUAUAU